AUGCCUUCCCAAGCAAGAGCAUUGUUCGAGCUCACCAGACUCCAUUGGUUCCCAGUAGGGUGCGACUUCAUGUUUUGGCCUUUCGGUUGGGCCUUCCUGUCAGCAGCCUACCGUCUGACGUUACCAGUGGACGAAGUUGUUAAAACAACUUUAUUUUUUGCAUUGCUGGGCGUACUGGUGCAUAGCGCAGGUUGUGUCCUAAAUGACAUACUUGACUGCGAUCUCGAUCGCAAAGUUGAACGCUCACAGGGCCGACCGAUUGCAUCAGGAGUCGUCACUAGAACAAAAGCUUCGAUCCUUCUGACUGUUCUCGUUGCUGCCCUUUUCUACUUGUUUUCCACUUGUGGCACCAAAGCUUUCACACUCGGUGUGAUUGCAUUCCCCAUUUGUAUCACGACGUAUCCGCUGAUGAAGCGUUGGAUGAACUGGCCUUCUUUGUUCCUCGGCAUGACUUUGCGUUUCAUAGAAAAGUAUCCCGUCUUAUAUUGUUUUAAGGCUUUUCUACUAGCUGGGCCGUCCCAGGAACCAAUUGCAUCGUGCUGCUGGAAUUGUAUCUACGACACCAUUUACGCAUGCCAGGACAAGAAGGACGACAAGAAGGCCGGAGUCAAGUCCAUGGCAGUCCAUCUGGGCAACGCCAUUCGUCCUGUAUUGACUCUAUUGGAUGCGACCUUCUUUGUAUGUCUUUUGUGGGCUGGUUACUUGAACGACCAGCGCCUUCCGUUCUACACGAUGAGUGUUUUUACCCCGUUCUUCCUAUGUCUCUGGCACAUAUGGUCUUUUGAUCAUGAUGAUCCCGGUGACUGUUGGAAGAAAUUUACGGCAGGUCGCCAGGGCGGGGCGAUGGUCUGCAUUGGAUUGAUCAUCGAUCACUAUUUCAAACUCUCGUCCCACGCCGGUUGA
Messenger RNA from Suillus bovinus, 903 nucleotides. Its product is annotated as UbiA prenyltransferase family-domain-containing protein. The transcript is spliced from 8 exons. Gene Ontology annotation, biological process: ubiquinone biosynthetic process. Bases 1 to 903 code for a protein of 300 amino acids. Lineage: Eukaryota; Fungi; Basidiomycota; Agaricomycetes; Boletales; Suillaceae. The record is from RefSeq and is a predicted model, not a curated record. Gene Ontology annotation, cellular component: mitochondrial inner membrane. Gene Ontology annotation, molecular function: 4-hydroxybenzoate polyprenyltransferase activity.